Molecule: messenger RNA, 1365 nt
Organism: Pipistrellus nathusii (Nathusius's pipistrelle)
Lineage: Eukaryota; Metazoa; Chordata; Mammalia; Chiroptera; Vespertilionidae
Source: the annotation of a GenBank genome assembly
AUGGCAGCUCGGACACGCGGGGCAGCCUUGCGGCUCUGCGCCAUAGUUUUUUUACUUGAGAUGGCUUUCUGUAAAGGAUAUGUAGAAGAUUUAGAUGAAUCAUUUAAGGACAAUCGAAAAGAUGACAUUUGGCUUGUAGAUUUUUAUGCACCAUGGUGUGGUCAUUGUAAAAAACUGGAGCCGAUUUGGAAUGAAGUUGGUCUUGAAAUGAAAAACAUUGGUUCGCCAGUUAAAGUUGGAAAGAUGGAUGCUACUUCCUAUUCUAGCAUUGCUUCAGAGUUUGGAGUUCGAGGUUAUCCAACAAUUAAGCUAUUAAAAGGGGACUUGGCAUAUAAUUAUAGAGGACCACGAACUAAAGAUGAUAUUAUUGAGUUUGCUCACAGAGUAUCUGGAGCACUAAUUCGGCCACUUCCAAGUCAGCAGAUGUUUGAACAUGUGCAGAAAAGACAUCGUGUAUUUUUUGUUUAUAUAGGUGGAGAGUCAACUUUGAAGGAGAAAUAUAUAGAUGCCGCUUCAGAAUUAAUUGUAUAUACAUACUUCUUUUCUGCCUCAGAAGAAGUGGUUCCUGAGUACGUGACUCUGAAGGAGAUGCCCGCCGUGCUUGUUUUCAAAGAUGAAACUUACUUUGUGUAUGAUGAGUAUGAAGAUGGUGACCUGUCAUCUUGGAUCAACAGGGAGAGGUUUCAGAAUUACCUGACUAUGGACGGCUUCCUCUUGUAUGAACUUGGAGAUACAGGAAAGCUUGUGGCUAUUGCAGUUAUUGAUGAGAAAAAUACAUCAAUUGAACAUACCAGAUUGAAGUCAAUUAUUCAGGAAGUUGCUAGAGAUUACAGAGAUCAGUUCCACAGGGAUUUUCAGUUUGGACUUAUGGAUGGGAAUGACUAUAUAAAUACCUUGCUGAUGGAUGAAUUGACUGUCCCAACUGUAGUUGUACUGAAUACUUCAAACCAGCAGUACUUUUUACUAGAUAGACAGAUCAAGAAUACUGAAGACAUGGUCCAGUUCAUCAAUAGCAUUUUGGAUGGCACAGUAGAAGCCCAAGGAGGUGAUAGCAUUUUGCAGAGAUUGAAAAGAAUGGCAUUUGAUGCUAAAUCUACUGUUGUGUCCAUAUUCAAAAGCUCUCCGAUCAUGGGCUGCUUCCUCUUCGGCCUGCCUCUGGGUGUCAUCAGCAUCAUGUGCUAUGGCAUUUACACAGCUGACACAGAUGGAGGCUACAUAGAAGAGCGGUAUGAAGUGUCCAAAAGCGAAACUGAAAGCCAGGAAGCGACGGAGGAGAGCAGAGAACUGCAGGAGCCAAGGAGCGAACAGUCUCUAAUAUCUGCCAGGCAAGAGCCCAAGGAUGUAUUAGAGAAGAAGACAGAUUGA